GAUCUUUCUUCCAUCCUCAUUUUCACUCGAUAGCUUUACCUAUCUGUAUAGCCAGACAUCCGCCUAGCGCUGAUCAUGUCCAAUCCUUUCCCUCUCCUCCGUCUCAUCCAAACCGUCACCACCAAAUCCCGAAACAACGCGUCCCUCCACCCCAAGCGCUACAGCCUCCAAGUUUCCUGCCACGUGAGACCAAAUGCCUCUAGUAAUCGCGAAGGCAUCUAUUCCAUCGGCACCGAUCGCGUGAAUGUCUGCGUCGCCGCGGUCCCCAGAAAGGGCGAGGCGAAUGCAGCUGUAUCGCGUGUUUUAGCGCAAGUCUUCCAAGUGCCCAAAUCAAACGUAGAAGUCAUCCGUGGUCUGAAAUCCCGAGAAAAGACCCUCGCCAUCACCGACCUGAAUAUCGGUUUGCAAAGCGAGGAUGAGUUUCUCCUACAAGCGCGUGGGAAAUUAGAAGCGGCAAUCAUGCAGAGAUAG
This is a messenger RNA of Aspergillus sclerotioniger CBS 115572, 471 nucleotides long. Its product is annotated as DUF167 domain-containing protein. Bases 76 to 471 code for a protein of 131 amino acids. The record is from RefSeq and is a predicted model, not a curated record. NCBI's taxonomy places the organism in Eukaryota, Fungi, Ascomycota, Eurotiomycetes, Eurotiales, Aspergillaceae. Gene Ontology annotation, cellular component: cytoplasm. The transcript is spliced from 2 exons.